AAUAAAAAUAAAAAACAAAACAAAAAAGCAAACGAUACAAAACGAAACAAAACAAAACAAAACAAGUACCCAAAACAAAUCCAAUUGAUCUCAUUAUGUGAUAUUUGUCGUAGUGCCCAAAGCGUUCACUGUAGUACGUGUAACUGACACACACACACACAUAUAACCAAAACAUACAAUACGAGUUAAGUACAUGGUGGAAACACUUUUUGCUCUAAGUAAACUAACUCAAAAAAUCAAAACCCAAUCAAAACCCCCCUCUGAAACAUAUCCCUUUAAGCAGCAGCAACUAUUUGAGAGAAUGCAACUUUUCAGCAAUGCCAGCACUCGAUGAGGCGACACCAAACAGAUAAACCUUAAGCCCCAUAUAGAUCCAUAAAUAAUUAUUGCAUGGAUAUAUCGAUUCAAUGCCCAGCCACAGAUAUUGUAAAUACCGCGCGCGCGUGUGUGUGUGUGUGUGUGUGUACUCGGGUACUCUCUAUUAUAGAAUGUGUUGGAAGGGGGACGAAAAAAAGAAACGCCUCUAGAUGGGGAGCUACACACCCAAAAAAAAAAACUUUCAGUUCAUUUUAUAUAAAUAUAUAUAUAUAUUUUUUUUUGCUCUUUGUUAAUGAUUUUUGUUUUUGUUUACACAUAUAUUAUUGUUUAAAACUAUAAAUGUAACUAUAUAGAUAUGUAUGUAUAUGUAUAUGUAUAUCGUCGUAUAUCGUAUAUCUCUAUGCAUUAAGUAGUCAAAAGCGAGCAAGUUUUUAUGCAAAUACUAUUUUCCAAAAGGCACCAAUCGACCGAAACACGUUCUCUUCUCCUCUAACUGCAACAUUUGAUCAUCGUAACGUACUUAAUUUACAAAAGAACCGGGAACAGCAAGCAUAAAAGAAGAAACGAUUUCUGUUGGUGCUCUCAUGCCUUAAUAGCUAGACAGCAGGACACAGCUCCUGCUCCCCUCCAUUUUCGGCAAUUUAAACUUAAACCCAUUUAAAUGAUUGAUCUAUUCUUUCGAUACUUUGUAUACUUUGUUUGAAUUGCAAGUGCACAUACAUAUUACCCUAUGAUUUCUGAAUGCAUAUUGGCGAGUUAAACGUAUCGUAUUUUUCAUAAUCUAAGUUUAUAAAUUAGUAAAGAAAACAAAAACAAAACCCAUACUAAACCGAAAAAUUUACUGAAUAAACUUUUGAAAGUUGUAAUGAAAAUAUUCCUAAUUUAUAUUUAUAUUUAAAUUGUGUAAGAUAAUUAUCCCUGGAGAAUUUCGACGCUAUUUCGUAGCGCUACUUUGACUUGUUCUCUUAUAUCCUGCUCUUUCAUAAGUCACCUAGAAAAUGAUGGGAAAACGUCAUGACAACUGUUGAUAUGUGUCCGAUAUAUGAGCUGUGCUAUGUUGCACGGAUGACAGCUGAAAGGAGGUACGAGUGGCGGAGUGGCUGUGUGGCUGAGUGUGGCAGUGUGGUGUGGCGUACAAAUUUCAUUCAUGAAAAUGUCGCGCGCUGUUAAUGUGCUGCUGGUGUGGGUGGCUGCUGCCACUGUGGGGGUGGCUUCUUAACAGAGCUCUGUUUGUGGCAAGUCCUUGUGCUGUUGGGCCCCCCGCCCGCACACACACACACACAGGCACACGCACACAGAAGGCAGGCCGAGCUUCAUUCUGUGGCAGAUGCGGCAGAAUAUCUGCGUUCAGUUCCACUUCGAGCGUCGUUCGGUGCGGAUCGCAGCAGUCGCAAUAUUCUCCCUCGUUGGUACAUUGAGUGAAGAGGAAAGUGAAACGAUGGCAACUGUGGCAACUAAUGCGGAUGCUGAUGCUGCUGCUGCUGCUCCACCUGCUCCUUUGGCAUUGGAGUCCGCCGUUAACGUUAAUCCCAAGUGCGCCAAUGUGAACAACAACAAUAGUGCCCGCUCCAGCCGGUUGGGCAGUGCUUCUGGGGCUGACCUGGACACGGACACGGAUGCGGAUGCGGAUACGGAUGCGGCGUUGCUGCUGGACCAGCGAUUCGGAUGGUGCAGCUUCCAGCCGCAGUGGCUGCAACGCUUCUGCACCGCCAAGUGGGCGCUCUUCUGGCUCUGCUGGGGCGGUGCCUUGCAGGGUCUGAUUGUCAACGGAUUGAUCAAUGUCUCAAUCUCAACGAUUGAGCGGCGGUUCGGACUGCGCUCCCGACAGAUGGGCCUCGUGGCCAGUGGCUACGAUUUGGCCUCGUUCGCCUGCCUGGUGCCCGUCACCUACUAUGGCGGCCGGAAGGGUGCCUCCAAGCCGCGCUUCAUUGCCAUCGGACUGAUGGUGAUGGGUCUCGGCUCGCUGAUGUUCCUGCUGCCCAACUUUCUGGUGGCGCCCUAUCGUGCCACCAUUGCCGAGGCGAACGUCUGUGAGCUGGGGAGCAGCAGCAGCAGCCCCAAUCAGAAUCAGAAUCAGACAAUGCAAUACUCCUGCGAGGUGCUGAAUGCUGGGCAUGGGGAGCGCGAGCAGUACGACAGUUUAACGUGGACCGUGUGGCUGUUCUUUGGGGCUCAGCUGCUGCACGGUGCCGGCGCUGCGCCCCUCUUCACACUGGGCGUCACAUACAUCGAUGAGAAUGUCUCAAAGAAGAUGUCAUCUGUUUACUUGGGCAUCUACUAUACAAUGGCCACGGUGGGACCUGCCAUUGGCUACGUACUGGGCGGACAAUUGCUGCUCAUCUACACGGACUGGAUGACCGUGGACCCGGUCCAGUUGAGCCUGACCAGCGACAGCAAGGUGUGGAUUGGUGCCUGGUGGCUGGGCUUCAUAUUCGCCGCGGCUAUGUGCCUGCUCAUAGCCAUACCCAUCUUUGGCUAUCCGAAAUCACUGCCGGGCGCGGAUAAGCUGCAGCUGGAGAAGGUCUCGGAGGCGCACGAAGCCAGAACGGUGGUGGAGCAGGACGGAUCGGAGGCUGCAUGCAGCCUGGCCGAUGGUCGUCGGCGACUGGGGGGACAGCUGUCUCGCGCUGUGCUCAGUCUCCUGAAGAAUCCCACGUUCUUCUUUCUGAAUCUGGCCGGGGCCACAGAGGGUCUGGUUAUAGCCGGAUUCGCCGCCUUUCUGCCCAAGCAAAUCGAGAACCAGUUCAGCAUCUCGCCCAUGCUGUCCGCCCUGGUCAUGGGACUCAUUACGGUGCCAGCUGGCGGCGGUGGCACAUUCCUGGGCGGCUAUCUGGUGAAGAAGUGGAACCUGGCCUGCAGUGGCAUCAUCAAAAUGUGUCUGCUGGCCACCACGGUGGCGGCAUUCUUCACCUUCUGCUUUUUGGUGUCCUGUCCCAAUCCGAAAUUUUCGGGCGUCACCACCUCGUACAGUCUGGAGGCGAGAAGCGGCCCACCAGAGCUGCUGGCCAACUGCAAUGCCAACUGUGGCUGCAGUCGCAGCAAUUACGAUCCCAUUUGCGGCACCAAUGGCGUCAUGUACUACAGUCCCUGCUUCGCCGGCUGUGGCCAGGAGGAGCAUGUGGAGAGCCUGAAGCGCUAUCACAACUGCAGCUGCAUCGCGAGUGUCGGAUGGGUGGACGAUGGUGGCGCUCUCCAUCCGGAUGCCACCAACUUGAAGUGCGAUUCCACGUGCCACAGUCUGCCGUACUUUGUGGGCCUCUGUUUUGUCUUGAUGAUUUUCACCUUCCUGGCCACAAUGCCAGCUUUGUCAGCCACAUUGAGAUGCGUUCAGGAUGAACAGCGUUCCUUUGCGCUGGGCCUGCAGUGGAUCAAGGUACGCCUGCUGGGCACCAUACCCGCGCCUCUUAUAUUCGGAGCUCUCAUUGACGAGUCCUGCAUUUUGUGGCACGAGUCCUGCGACGAGCAGGCAGGAGGAGCCUGUCUCGUCUACGAUAAUUUCUACAUAAGCCGCUACAUGUGGCUUUUGGCCUUGAUCUGCAAGCUGGGAUCCGUGGUGUUCUUUCUGUGUGCCUGGUGGUUCUAUGUGCCACCCAGCAAGCCAGUGACUGCCAAUGGCAAGGAAGAUAUUUGAACUGAAACUAUCAUACAUUGAUAUCCAGAUGGGAUUUAAUUACCAAUCCCACCAGACCUGUGGCUCAUAUUGGGCACAUUACGUAUUGUCUGGUUUAGCAUUAGCAUUUAGAAAUGAAGUAAUAUAUAAUAGGAAUCAAGCCAAGAUCCCAUACGAAAUAACUUACAAUUCUCAGUAGUAUUUAUAACCGUUCUAAGAAAGUAUUAGACUAACUAAAUACUCGUAAAAACUUUAAGAUAUUUUUAAAUAAAAUGCCAUUUUAUACCCAUUGUAGAGGGGGCC
Molecule: messenger RNA, 4231 nt
Organism: Drosophila obscura
Lineage: Eukaryota; Metazoa; Arthropoda; Insecta; Diptera; Drosophilidae
Gene: Oatp26F
Product: solute carrier organic anion transporter family member 4A1
Exons: 7
Coding region: 1646-3949 (767 amino acids)
Biological process (GO): sodium-independent organic anion transport; transmembrane transport
Cellular component (GO): membrane
Molecular function (GO): protein binding
Source: RefSeq, a predicted model, not a curated record